GCAGGUUGUUGCCUCAGUUCAGCCCUCGUCAGGUGCCUGAGUGCCUGGUUUGUGAGAACUGUGAGCCUUGUGGGCUUGAAGUGAACAGAAACGAGGGAGUGGACUGUGUGGUGAAAGAGCUACAGGGCUGGGGAGCGGCAAGCCUAGACAGAGAUAGACACGGCGGAAGCACACACACACACGGGUGUGAUUAAAAGUCACAGAGGACAGAGGGGCGAGCUCAACAGACCGGAGUAAAUCAGAAAGGAGGACAAAAAAAAGACAUCAAACAAAUGAACAAAUACUGAGCUGGGAAUGGAUACUAAAGAACAACACAAAGGACAAAGAAAAAAGCAGAGGAUCUAAUACAAGUACCAACCUCUAAGUGGUAACAACCUCUACUUUAAAAAGUAGAUCAGAAUAAGCUUUGAACAGAUGUCUACUGGUCUAAUGGAGGUAAGUCUGAAAUGUUCAUGCUAUGUGUUGGGAAGAGCUGAACUGAGACACAAUCAUUUGUAGUGACACAGCAACAACCAAAAUGUUUUGUGUAAACAUGAGAAGUGUUUUUUGACUCAGAAGUGCUACCAGGAGAGUAUUUCCUGACAGGGAAAAAACAGUGUACAAGGUCUGCUUCAGCAAAGUGGGUUUUUUCUUCCCACAAAAUCGACAGCUGAAGAUGCACAACACAACCACACUGACAGCGGAGCACAUAUUUGCAGCACAAGAGAACUGUAACAUCAGCGAUGUCUUCAAAUACACUUUAUACAGCACUGUUUUCAGCCUGGUGUUUGUCUUUGGACUGCUCUUCAACAUGGUGGCCAUAUACAUUUUCGCUUGUACUCUAAAACUGAGAAACGAGACCACAACCUACAUGAUCAACCUGGCAGCAUCAGACUUGAUGUUUGUGUUGACUUUGCCUUUUCGGAUCUUCUACUUCAUCAACAAAGACUGGCCCUUUGGCCCAGUGCUCUGCAAGCUGUCCGUGGCCCUGUUCUACACAAACAUGUACGGCAGCAUACUGUUUCUCACGUGCAUCAGCGUAGACCGAUUCUUGGCCAUUGUUUAUCCUCUCAGAUCUAGAACACUAAGGACUAAACGGAACGCUAAGAUCGCCUGCUGUGCCGUUUGGUUGGCGGUGCUGUCCGGCAGCCUUCCUACGGCUUUCAUGAUGGAGACCACCUCACUGAAAAACCAAAACAACAACACAAUUGAUUACUGCUUCGAGAACUACUCUGAGAAGCAGUGGCAGUCAACGCUGUCUAAAGUGGUGGUGUUCAUCGAGACCGUGGGCUUCCUCAUCCCCUUUCUGCUCAACCUUGUCUGCUCCACCAUGGUCCUCCGGACGCUGCGAGACCCGCAGACGCUGUCUCGCGGAGGUCAGCUGAACAAGAAGAAGAUCCUGCGCAUGAUCGUCGUCCACCUGAUGACAUUCUGCUUUUGUUUCAUCCCUUACAACUUCAACCUGAUCUUCUACACCCUGGUGAGGAGCGACGUCCUCAAAGGCUGCGCAGUGGAGUCUGUCGCGAGAACCAUCAAUCCCAUAACGCUUUGCAUCGCGGUGACCAACUGCUGCUUCGACCCUGUCGUGUACUACUUCACCUCGGAGUCUAUCCAGAACUCCAUCAAACGCAAAACGCAGAGCAUCCGAAACGACUACAAGCUCAGAGAAACCCUCCAGAACAGUCCUAGACUGCAGACUAUCAGACAAAAGUUCAGAGCUGAUGAAUCAACCGUCUGAAGAGACUGUUAUUAGCGUCAAACAAGUU
Clupea harengus (Atlantic herring) is the source of this 1745-nucleotide messenger RNA. It is a transcript of the gene lpar6b, whose product is annotated as lysophosphatidic acid receptor 6b. Gene Ontology annotation, cellular component: plasma membrane. Gene Ontology annotation, biological process: phospholipase C-activating G protein-coupled receptor signaling pathway; positive regulation of Rho protein signal transduction. The record is from RefSeq and is a predicted model, not a curated record. Lineage: Eukaryota; Metazoa; Chordata; Actinopteri; Clupeiformes; Clupeidae. Gene Ontology annotation, molecular function: lysophosphatidic acid receptor activity.